This is a messenger RNA of Colletotrichum abscissum, 336 nucleotides long. RefSeq lists its product as uncharacterized. NCBI's taxonomy places the organism in Eukaryota, Fungi, Ascomycota, Sordariomycetes, Glomerellales, Glomerellaceae. The transcript has a single exon. The coding region runs from base 1 to 336 and encodes 111 amino acids. The record is from RefSeq and is a predicted model, not a curated record.
AUGUUGAGCAACGCAUUCCGAAGACGGGCUCUGCCAUCCGCGGUGGCGGCCUCAUGUCCUAUGCCUCUCGCCGCACGUACAACAGCUGCUUCCGGCGCCAGAUUUCUCAGCGACAAGCCCGGCCUGGCAUCCACGGACAUCAGGGACAUUGCAGAUGCCAAGAAGACCAACCCACCGCAGCCGAAGAUUUCCAACGCCAGCGUCAACGGAGAGAAGCUUACGGAGGAGCAACAGCGAGAGGUGGACGAGCACAACAAGGACUUUGAGAAGAAGCAUGACUCAGCGCCAGCUGCUGAGGACGACAAGGUCGAUAAGAAGUUUUGGUCGAAUAAGUAA